Messenger RNA from Oppiella nova, 948 nucleotides. The record is from the annotation of a GenBank genome assembly. Lineage: Eukaryota; Metazoa; Arthropoda; Arachnida; Sarcoptiformes; Oppiidae.
AUGAAUUUGAGACUAGUUGUGAUGCCGGAAUCCGAUAUAACACUGAAUCCAAUAUUUCAAACAUACGACAGGUCUAUGAAAAUAUCGUUCACUAAACCCAUUAAUUUUGAUUCACAUAUCCUAAUGACUAAAUCCAGUGAUCAGAUCACACAACAGGAUCUCAUUGACUACUUGUGCCGAAUAGACCCCAGAAUAUGGCUAUCAAUUGGUGACUUUAACACAAAUCCGGAUCCAAAAUUUAAUGAUUUAUGGGAUCGUAUUGAUGGCAAUCGCGACAUAUCUAUCCGGGUAUUCAAGUCAUCACUGGACAAGUCUCCGAGAAAUAUGCAUCGAUUUAUGGCUUAUAUGGAUGAGGGAAAGGUAGCCAUAAUAGAGCUGCAACUCAACGAAAUACUGACCACGAAAUACCAGUUUUGCAAACUAAUGCCUACAAAUCGAUGGCAUAUAUCGCGGGACUCAUUCUUCCCGGUAGUCAUGACAAUGCAAAACCUUACGGUAUCGGUUAUACCUUGGGACCCGUAUAUACAACUCAACAUGUCAAAUGAUAAUCAACGGAGUUUGAGUGGAAACUAUGCUAAGAUUUGGAAUAUAUUUCAAGAGAAAUUCAAUUACAGCCUUCAACUAAUAAUACCCAAACAUAGUAAUUGGAAUGGACUGGUUGACCACAUUUAUCAGAAUAAAUCUGAUUUCGCUAUAAACCCAUUAUAUGUGACCACCGAAAGGGCCGACAAAAUAGAUUUCUCAAAGUUUCUGUUCUCGUCGUCCAAUAUAAUUAUCACUAAAUCUAAUCAAUUGUUAGCACAAAACGAUUUAAUCGACUAUUUUACACGAAUUAAUGCCAAUUGUGGCCAGAAUUGUGUCAAACGGAAUGUUUCAGAAAAUAAUAACAGAUAUCCUACGACUGAAGCCGUAUAUGAGAUCCCAGGCCACCAGACAGUGUCUAUUUGA